Messenger RNA from Carya illinoinensis, 763 nucleotides. RefSeq names its product MDIS1-interacting receptor like kinase 2-like. The coding region runs from base 11 to 763 and encodes 250 amino acids. NCBI's taxonomy places the organism in Eukaryota, Viridiplantae, Streptophyta, Magnoliopsida, Fagales, Juglandaceae. The transcript is spliced from 2 exons. Gene Ontology annotation, molecular function: protein kinase activity; ATP binding. The record is from RefSeq and is a predicted model, not a curated record. Gene Ontology annotation, biological process: protein phosphorylation.
UUGUCGGUGCAUGGUUAAGCAAACUAAACCAAAUUCGAUAGAAAUAAAGAAUGGGAACUUGUUCUCGGUAUGGAAUUACGAUGGACGCAUUGCAUAUGAAGACAUCCUUAAAGCAACCGAGGACUUUGACAUUAGAUAUUGUAUCGGAACCGGUGGUUAUAAAGUGGUUGCCUUGAAGAAACUUCAUCAAUUAGAAGUUGAGAACAGAACUUUUGAGAAGUGUUUUCAGAACGAGGUAAAGGUGUUGACAAAGAUCCGACAUCGAAACAUUAUAAAGCUUCAUGGUUUUUGUUUACAUAAGCAAUGCAUGUUUUUGGUCUGUAAGUAUAUGGAAAGGGGAAGCCUAUUUUUUGUAUUAAGGGAUGAUACUGAAGCUUUGGAAUUAGAUUGGAAGAAGAGGGUGAACAUUAUCAAAUGCACAACACAUGCCUUAUCUUACAUGCAUUAUGACUGCGUACCAGCAAUUGUUCAUCGAGAUAUAUCAAGCAACAAUAUCCUAUUGAACUCUAAAUUGGAGGCAUUUGUAUCUGACUUUGGUAUUGCUAAACUUCUUCAUCCUAAUUCUUCCAAUCAAACGUUAGUUGUUGGAACUUACGGUUAUAUCGCCCCAGAACUGACUUAUACCAUGGUGGUUACUGAAAAAUGCGAUGUAUAUAACUUUAGAGUUGUGGCCUUGGAAAUAUUAAUGGGAAGACAUCCAGGAGAACUCUUGACUUUAUUAUCAUCAUUAUCAUCUCAAAAUGUGAUGUUACAUGAAAAUUAG